AGACAGACCAUGACAAAGUUCUGUCAAGAGCAUUUGGCUCCGAAGGCCCAACAGAUUGACCAGGAAAAUGAAUUCAAAGACAUGCGGGAGUUUUGGAAGAAACUUGGGGAACUGGGAGUACUGGGGAUCACAGCUCCUGUGGAAUAUGGUGGAUCUGCUUUGGGGUAUCUGGACCAUGUGCUGGUGAUGGAGGAAAUUUCUCGUGCAUCAGCAGCUGUUGGGCUUAGUUAUGGUGCCCACUCAAACCUUUGUAUCAACCAGCUAGUGCGUAAUGGCAAUGAAGCCCAGAAAAACAAGUACUUGCCCAAGCUAAUCAGCGGGGAGCACAUUGGAGCCUUAGCGAUGAGCGAACCCAAUGCUGGAUCUGAUGUUGUGUCCAUGAAACUGAAAGCAGAUAAGAAAGGAGACUACUUUGUGCUGAAUGGGAACAAAUUUUGGAUCACCAAUGGGCCAGACGCAGAUGUUCUCAUCGUUUAUGCUAAAACUGAUGUUAAUGCUGUUCCAGCCUCUCGAGGUAUAACUGCCUUCAUUGUGGAGAGGGGAAUGCCUGGUUUCAGCACAGCCCAGAAGCUGGAUAAGCUGGGAAUGAGAGGGUCUAAUACCUGUGAACUGAUCUUCGAAGACUGUAAGAUCCCGGCUGAAAAUAUCUUGGGGACGCUGAGCAAAGGAGUCUACGUUCUGAUGAGUGGAUUGGAUCUGGAGAGACUGGUCCUGUCUGGUGGGCCACUGGGGCUCAUGCAAGCUGUUCUUGACCAUGCAAUUCCAUACCUACAUGUAAGAGAAGCAUUUGGACAGAAAAUUGGCCACUUCCAGCUCAUGCAGGGCAAGAUGGCUGAUAUGUACACGCGGCUGAUGGCGUGUCGGCAGUACGUCUACAACGUGGCAAAGGCAUGUGACCAGGGCCAUUUCAAUGCCAAGGACUGCGCAGGAGUGAUCCUGUAUUCCGCAGAGUGUGCUACCCAGGUGGCUCUGGACGGGAUUCAGUGUCUGGGUGGGAACGGUUACAUCAAUGACUAUCCGAUGGGGCGUUUCCUGCGCGAUGCCAAGCUCUAUGAGAUAGGGGCAGGCACCAGUGAAGUGCGCAGGCUGAUCAUUGGCAGGGCCUUUAAUGCCACUUUUAAGUAACGUCCACCAGUGAAGAGGCAACACACUCACCACUACCAUGAGGCCUUUGACUAGAGAAGCUGAAGUGCACAAUUCUUUUUUUUUUCUUCCUGCUUGCGAUUCUGGGAUUGUCACUUGUGGCCUCUCUCCUGUUCUGCAAACAGAUGCUGUUGGACUGGGCUUUGACAAAAUGAAUCAGAUGGUAGUGUGGAAGGAAAAGUGAUUUUUUUUUUUUUUUUUCUCUUCUUGUGAUUCUCCUGAUUCAUCCUGUUCAUAAACCAUCCUGAAGCUCAGCAUUACAGGGUGGAGGCUCACCCAGGGGACGUGUCCCUGUCAAACCAGGCUGGUGAGCACUGUGCCUGAAACGAAGGGCAGCCACUGAUGAGCACAGAAAGCCAAACCACCCCCCUCAAAAAAAAAGAACGAUUUUGUUCUUUU
Athene cunicularia (burrowing owl) is the source of this 1542-nucleotide messenger RNA. RefSeq names its product isovaleryl-CoA dehydrogenase (gene IVD). The transcript is spliced from 11 exons. Gene Ontology annotation, molecular function: flavin adenine dinucleotide binding; 3-methylbutanoyl-CoA dehydrogenase activity. The record is from RefSeq and is a predicted model, not a curated record. The coding region runs from base 10 to 1125 and encodes 371 amino acids. Gene Ontology annotation, biological process: L-leucine catabolic process. Gene Ontology annotation, cellular component: mitochondrion. NCBI's taxonomy places the organism in Eukaryota, Metazoa, Chordata, Aves, Strigiformes, Strigidae.